GUAGUGUAUAGUUUAGUUGUGUGGAAUAUUUAAUGAUGGCUUUUUUAUCACCUUUUGAUAGGACAAGUGAAUUUAAAUUAACAGCAAACUCAAUGAAAUCAAAAAAUUCACCUCCAAUACGACAAAACACAAUACCUCAAGAAAGAAUAGAAUUUAUAAACAUUUCUCAAGAAUUAGCCAGAAAUUUAUCAUUUUUGAAUAUGCGGAUAGAAAAGCUAUCAGAAUUAGUAUCUUCCAGCUCACUCUUUAACAGCAGGGCUAAUGAAAUUGAAAAUCAGUUUUCAAACGUGGCCAAAGAACUACAAUUGGCCUGUACUCACUACGAUAUGUUUAAAACUGUAUUUUUAAAUAUUUAUUUAACAAGAAAUAUUCAAAAUGUCUAAAUAGUGGAAGA
This is a messenger RNA of Octopus sinensis (East Asian common octopus), 394 nucleotides long. RefSeq lists its product as uncharacterized. The transcript has 4 exons. Bases 33 to 383 code for a protein of 116 amino acids. Lineage: Eukaryota; Metazoa; Mollusca; Cephalopoda; Octopoda; Octopodidae. The record is from RefSeq and is a predicted model, not a curated record.